AUGAACCAUGAAAAGGAAAAAAUGAUCAAGCUUCACUUCUACUUCCACAAACAACUAGACGGCAAAAGCCUAACUGGAGCAAGGGUGGCCACAGCCAACACGACGGAGGGAUCGCCGACCACGUUCGGCGUAUUUGACGUGACUGAUGAUCCUGUGACAGCUGAGCCCAAAGCUCUUCCCAAGCUGCAGGUUGGUCGAGCCUAUGGUUUGCACUCUGCGACCUCCCUUGAAGAGGGGAACCGUGAGCCUAUCUUGUGCCAUUAA
This is a messenger RNA of Ilex paraguariensis (yerba mate), 264 nucleotides long. Lineage: Eukaryota; Viridiplantae; Streptophyta; Magnoliopsida; Aquifoliales; Aquifoliaceae. The record is from the annotation of a GenBank genome assembly.